Molecule: messenger RNA, 786 nt
Organism: Leptonychotes weddellii (Weddell seal)
Lineage: Eukaryota; Metazoa; Chordata; Mammalia; Carnivora; Phocidae
Source: RefSeq, a predicted model, not a curated record
GCCCUGUGCGGACCGCGGUACCAUGGCUCUCGCCCGCCUGCUCGCGCUGCUGCUGCUCCUCGUGGGCGCCCCCGCCGCCGCUGCCGAAUCGAUCCGAGAGACCGAAGUCAUCGACCCCCAAGACCUAGAAGGCCGAUACUUUUCUGGGGCCCUACCAGAUGACGAGGAUGUUGGGGGGCCUGGGCAGGAACCCGAUGAUUUUGAGCUGUCUGGCUCUGGAGAUCUGGAUGACUCAGAGGACCCCCAGAUCUUCCCCGAAGUAAUCCAUCCUCUGGUGCCUCUCGAUAACUUUAUCCCUGAGAGGGCAGGGCCUGGGAGUUGGGUCCCCACCGAACCCAAGGAAUUGGAGGAGAACGAGGUCAUCCCAAAAAGGAUCUCAUCCUUUGAGGGGGACGAGGACGUGUCCAACAAGGUGUCCAUGUCCAGCACUGCGCAGGGCAGCAGCAUCUUUGAGAGGACAGAGGUUCUGGCAGCUCUGAUCGUGGGCAGCGGCGUGGGCAUCCUCUUCGCCGUUUUCCUGGUCCUGCUGCUGGUGUGCCGCAUGAAGAAGAAGGAUGAAGGCACCUAUGACCUGGGCAAGAAACCCAUCUACAAGAAAGCCCCUACCAACGAGUUCUAUGCCUGAAGCGCCCACCUGGGCACUGGCUUGGACCUCCAUGGGGAGGGAAGCCAAAGGAUUUGGAAGGGUGGACGUUAGGGUAGGGGGAGGGCAACCUAAUGCUGACCUGUCUGCAUCUCCAGCUCUGAUUAUGUUUCAAGCGUCAGAAGAGACAUCAUCUUCUGUUC